AUGGGAGUUGACCAUUUCAUAUGGCAGAGCUUUGAUUAUCCUGGUGACACAAUGCUGCCGAACAUGGUGCUGGGAUAUGAUAGAAAAUCUGGAAAGAGCAGUUUCUUGACAGCCUGGAAAAGUGAGAGUGAUCCAUCCACUGGGAUAUUCUCAGCUGCAGGUGGACUGGCAGCAGAGAUGCCAGGACAAGUGGUCAUAUGGAAUAAAUCAAAGUUCAACCGAUCAACUCGCCACUGGAGAACUGGGCCAUGGGAUAAAUCAAAGUUUAUCGGUGUACUUGAUAUGGAUAACCAAUAUCUAAGUGGAUUCAAUCUGGAUGAAAAUGUGGAGCAGGGAACAAUUCAUUUCUCUUUUACUGUUUUUAACAAAUAUCUUACAUAUCUGGAGCUCUCUUCAGAUGGAAAUACAAAGCUUAUGCGUUCAGAGAAUGGUGGAAACUGGUCUCUCCAGUGGGAGGCACUGCAGAAUCAAUGUGACUAUUAUGGAAAAUGUGGACCCUUUGGGGUUUGCAAAGUUUUGAAACCUCCAAAAUUCACAAAAACAGCUUCAGAAUCUCCAAUCAGCUGCAAGUGUUUGAAAGGGUUUGAACCAAAGUCUUACCACGAAUGGAGCAAAGGAAACUGGACAGGAUGGUGUGUGAGAAAAACAAAGUUAGUUUGUGAGAGCCACACGAAUAAGUCAUCUGUCUCAUCGAAAAGAAAACAAGAUGAGUUUAUGAAGAUGGAAUUCCCCUCUGGUGGAGAAGAUCUUUUUAUCCGCCUAGCACCUCGAGGUAAAGAAAAACAAAUAGAGUUAAUUACCGGCCUUACAACUGUCUGUUUUAUCAGCAUCUUGGUUGGCAUAUUGUGCGCUUUGCACAGGUUGCAAGCUAAUCAAAUUGGAAACAUCAAAGCAACAACAAGGGGACUUGAAUUGACUGGUAUGGUUCCAGGAAACUCUCUUCAAGACUACAUAAGAAAGCAUGACCUAUCAGGGAUAUUGGGCUUUGACUUUGACAGCAUAGUAAUUGCUACAAACAAUUUCAGCAUAACAAACAAACUCGGGCAAGGGGGUUUUGGCCCAGUUUAUAGGGGUAAACUAGAAGAAGGGAAGGAAAUUGCAGUAAAACGACUAUCCAGUAGCUCAGGGCAGGGCAAGGAAGAGUUCAAGAAUGAAAUGCUGUUGAUAUCCAAGCUCCAACACAAAAAUCUUGUAAGAAUCAUGGGUUUCUGUGUUAAAGAGGAUGAGAAGUUACUGAUUUAUGAGUUCAUGCCAAACAAAAGCUUGGACAUUCUUCUGUUCGAUCCAAUGAGAAGAACAGAGCUGGAUUGGGCUAGCCGCUUCAAUAUCAUUCAGGGUGUGGCUAGAGGGCUUCUUUAUCUUCAUCAUGAUUCCUGUUUGAAGGUGAUACAUAGAGAUCUGAAGGUCAGCAACAUUCUCUUGGAUGAGAAAAUGAACCCAAAAAUCUCAGACUUUGGAUUGGCACGUAUUGUUCAUGGGACGAAUAAUCUUGAGAAUACUGAGAAGGUUGUGGGAACACUUGGCUACAUGUCUCCGGAGUAUGCCAUGGGCGGGAUAUUUUCUGAAAACUCAGAUGUGUACAGCUUUGGGGUCCUGGUAUUGGAGAUCAUUAGCAGCAAGAAGAAUACCAACUUUUAUAACCAUGAACAACGUACAACUCGGUUUUCUAGCCUAUGUAAGUUCGCACUGUAAAUCUUCGUCAAACUGUGAAUAUAUGAACAGUCACAUUCAGAUAAUGAGGACUAUGGAAGUAAAUACAGCACACCAAUGAUUCUAGCCAUCAUAUAUAUGAAUUUGGUCUGGCAUGGUACUUGUGGACUGAAGGCAAGGGGCUCGACUUUGUAGAUGAUCGAAGAAUUGGCCGAGGCAUAUUCCUCAUCAGAAGUAAUGAGAUGUGUCCAUACAGGACUUCUUUGUGUACAGCUAGGAUGAACCCGUCGAUAGGCCAACCAUGCUGGAGGUCGUUUUAAUGCUAAGUAGUGAGACAGAUGCCCACAGCAUAAUUACGCUUGGAAAAAUUCUAUCCCACAGGCCACAGCAUAAAAAUAGUUGCUUCACAAAUGAAACUACCAUAACAGUGAUGUUAGGAAGAUAACUGACGGCAACUUUGCUUCACAGAUUCAUAAUGUUAUAGUAUGUUACUAUAUUUUGCAUUUUGUGAUCAUAAUUAAUCAAUUUUUUAUUCAAUUAUCUUAAUUGGCGGGAAAAGAGAGAAAAAAUUGAAUUUAGAUAUUUGUUUUAGAAUUGAGCUGUAAUCUUUCAAUAUGAAUGCAUACUCUUCCAUAUAUGUCCUCUAUUGGGAUGCUUAAGCAAUAUGUACAGUGUAUACUGAUCGUUGGAGAAAUUUCUCUC
Rosa rugosa (rugosa rose) is the source of this 2352-nucleotide messenger RNA. Its product is annotated as G-type lectin S-receptor-like serine/threonine-protein kinase SD1-29. The record is from RefSeq and is a predicted model, not a curated record. NCBI's taxonomy places the organism in Eukaryota, Viridiplantae, Streptophyta, Magnoliopsida, Rosales, Rosaceae. Gene Ontology annotation, biological process: protein phosphorylation; recognition of pollen. The transcript is spliced from 7 exons. Gene Ontology annotation, molecular function: protein kinase activity; ATP binding. The coding region runs from base 1 to 1692 and encodes 563 amino acids.